AUGUCUGCCUACACCCCGCCAGCGCCUUUCGACCCCAAGGAAGAGAAGUGGGGAUCCUACAUGUCUCGGUUCGAGUGCUUCAUGGUGGCAAACGACAUGCAGGGGCUACCGGACGUUCGGAAGAAAGCCCUGUUCCUGAGCCACUGUGGGCCAAGGGUCUUCGACACAGCCGAAGCAUUGUCAGAGCCGAAUUCGGUCCACAACAUUUCCUGGUCGACGCUACAGACUCUGCUGAAAGACCACUAUGCACCAACGCCAUCGAAGUACGUCCAACGCUAUGAUUUCCGGCAACGGCUACAGCAGGAGGGCGAAUCGAUCAGCGAGUACAUCGCUGCCCUGUGUAAGGCCGCAACCCAAUGUGAGUACCGAGACCUGGAUGAGAUGCUCCUAGAGCAACUAAUUUUCGGAGUGAGAGAUAGCCGACUCCAGCGAAGGCUGCUUGCGAGGUCAAACCUGACCCUACUCAUCGCGCUAGACGAGGCCAGGGCACAAGAGUCAUCAACAAAGGCUGCAGAAAGACUAAAGAGCUCCCACGUAACCAGAACAACGCAAAAGACAGCACCAGUGCACCGAGAGGCCACGAGCACCACGAGCGAAGGGGAGUCUGAAGAAGAAGUCUACCGCACCGAGCAGUCCUGCACGGCCCGCAGGGAGCCCAGAUAUGGAUGCGCCAGCUGCGGAGGGUCCCACUCACGUCAAAACUGUAAGUUCAGGGACGCCAUUUGCCGUUCCUGUGAAAAAAGGGGCCACAUCGCUCGGGUCUGCAGAUCCAAGGCACACCAGAGCUACAAACCACGUGGCCAACCCUUCCAAUCAGAGCCGGCACCACACCGAAGGCCCAACAGAGAUGGCGGAAACCAGAAGGGCGCGAAAUUUGAAGACGCUGGGGCCUACACCAUCCGCAUCGCAGAGACCUGCACCUCGCCCGGAGAAAAGACCUACACCACGGUCGAGAUCGAGGGACGGGAGUGCCAGAUGGAGAUCGACACGGGAUCACCAAUAUCCAUCAUGUCGUGGGAAAACCUAAAGAAAAUCAUCCCCAGCGCACGCAAGCGACAGCUCCAGCCACAGCAACGCAGAUUGAAGGACUACCAGGGGAACCGCAUACCCGUCGAAGGAAGAGGCGAGUUCCAAGUACAGUACGGGGAGUUUACCGAGAAACUGCCCCUCACCAUAGUCAGCGACAACCUCCCAAGCCUCCUGGGCAUGGACUGGUUUAGAGCCCUAGGCAUGGGAUUCACCGGAGUGAGAAACGUCAGAAGCACCCUGAAGGAAGACCUGAUGCAGGAGUUCCAAGACGUGUUCGACGAAAGGCUGGGCAAGUAUGUGGGGACCCCGAUUUCAUUUAACCUCAACCCCAAUAUUGCACCCAUCCGCUUAAAGCCUAGGCGGGUACCGUUCGCCCUGAAGCCCAAAAUUGACAUUGAACUGGACAAAUUAAUCAAACAAGGGGUGCUUGUUCCAGUCGACCACGCCAAUUGGGAGACCCCAAUUGUGACGCCGGUAAAGCCGGACGGAUCAGUGCGCAUAUGCGCUGAUUAUAAAUGCACAAUUAAUAAGGCCCUGCAGCAGAGCGCCUAUCCAGUGCCCAUUGUUCACCAUUUAUUGCAUUCCCUGGGCCCCGGCAAGAUCUUCGCAAAACUCGAUCUUGCGCAGGCGUACCAGCAACUGCCGGUAGAUGGCGCUACCGCAGAGGCACAGACUAUCGUAACCCACAGAGGGGCCUUCAAGUGCAACCGUUUGCAAUUCGGAGUAAGCGUAGCCCCCGGACUUUUCCAAAGUACCAUGGAGCGGCUACUACAAGGGAUCCCCAGGGUGGUGCCCUAUUUUGAUGACGUGCUCAUUACCGCCGACAAUGAGCAGCAAUUAAGAGAAAGACUGAGGGGAGUCCUAAGGAAAUUCAGGGACGCAGGACUCAGAGUAAAACGAAAUAAAUGCAUGAUCGCAGUUCCCUCAGUCGAAUUCCUAGGGUACAGGGUAGAUGGCACCGGCAUACACCCCACAGAAAGCAAGAUCAGGGCAAUCAGAGAAGCACCCACCCCCAAAGACAAGGCAGAGUUACAGGCCUUCCUGGGACUAUUAAACUUUUACGCCAUCUUCCUUAAAGACAAGGCAACAGUGGCAGAACCCCUACAUAGACUGUUAACCAAGAAAGCCACAUGGAAAUGGGGGAAGGCUGAAGACAGGGCAUUCGCCGGCAUCAAAAAACUGUUAUCAGCUGAAAGCUUUUUAAUACAAUACAAUGCAACGCUUCCCCUUGUUCUAGCAUGUGACGCGUCCCCAUUCGGGGUGGGAGCCGUCCUGAGCCACAGACUCCCGAAUGGCCUAGAAGCGCCCAUUGCGUACUACUCCCGGACUCUAUCAAGCGCCGAGCGAAAUUAUAGCCAGCUCGACAAGGAGGCCCUCGCCGCCGUUUCAGGAGUAAAGAAAUUCCACGAGUACUUGUUCGGGAGGGAUUUUGAACUAAUCACCAACCAUCGACCGCUCCUGGGUCUCCUCGCAGGAGAUCGACCAACCCCGGCAGCACUAUCGCCCAGGAUGACACGCUGGGCCAUCUUCCUCGCAGCAUACUCCUAUCGCCUGGUACAUCGACCAGGGGCGGACAUGGGCAAUGCGGACGCACUCAGCCGAUGCCCACUCCCUGACGGCCUAGAAGACCCCACACCCGGCAUCCCCAUCCUGCUGAUAGACGUUUUGGACUCUGGGCCCAUAACAUCAGCCGAGGUUGCGAGAGCCUCAACCAAAGACCACGUGAUCCGGACAGUCGCAAGUUGGGUCAUGAGGGGGUGGCCGGAAAAGAUUGGGAGCGGGGAAUUUAAACUGUUCGCGGGAAAACGGGACGAGCUGACAAUGCAAGGGGGGUGUUUGCUAUGGGGCGAUCGGGUUGUUAUUCCUUUACGUUUACGGGAAAAGGUUUUAACAUUGUUGCAUGAGGGGCACCCUGGGAUUGUAAGAAUGAAGGGGCUAGCCAGGAGCUACGUCUGGUGGCCCAGCAUGGACACAGACAUUACCGAGUGGGUGGGGAGAUGCCAGCCCUGCCAAGAGUCCAGAUCAGACCCACCAACGGCGCCCGUGAGAGAGUGGGAAAGGCCCCAGGGACCCUGGUCCAGGAUACACAUUGAUUUUGCAGGCCCAUUUCACAGACAGACCUUCAUGGUCGUUGUAGACGCAUUCUCCAAAUGGUUGGAGAUCAAGCUAAUGAAGGCCACUACCACCGACGCAACCAUCAGGGAGCUGAGACAGUUAUUCGCCACCCAUGGGUUACCGGACAUCCUAGUGUCAGAUAACGGGCCACAAUUCACCGCGACACAAUUCGAGGGCUAUUUAGCAGGACUAGGGAUCAGACAUGUCCUUUCAGCCCCGUUUCAUCCGGCCAGUAACGGACAGGCGGAGAGAUUUGUAAGGUCAGCAAAGGAGGCCCUUUCACGUCUAAGCCCCGGAGACUGGCAGGAAAGGAUAGAUAAGUUUUUAAUAGCACAGCACUCCACACCCUGUACAGCCACAGGCCGAAACCCGGCAGAACUAUUAAUGGGACGGAAACUCCGAGGAAUACUAGAUAGGCUCAACCCCAAUUACUCUCCAGAGGUUUUCAAGGGGGGGGGAGAGAAAGCUUAG
Messenger RNA from Pantherophis guttatus, 3615 nucleotides. RefSeq lists its product as uncharacterized. Lineage: Eukaryota; Metazoa; Chordata; Lepidosauria; Squamata; Colubridae. The record is from RefSeq and is a predicted model, not a curated record.